Pelecanus crispus (Dalmatian pelican) is the source of this 1348-nucleotide messenger RNA. The record is from RefSeq and is a predicted model, not a curated record. NCBI's taxonomy places the organism in Eukaryota, Metazoa, Chordata, Aves, Pelecaniformes, Pelecanidae.
AUGGAGGGGACCAAUCUUUUUCGGGUAGAAGGCAGUUUUGACAGCUGUUUCCCGGAUUCUCUUACACUUGAGGAUGGAGAUUUAGUGCAGUUUUUGCGGGAAGGAGAGAACGGUCAAUGGUUAGUGAAGAAACUGGUUUCUGAGAAAAGCGACUGGGUUCCUUCCAGUAUAUUGCAGCCAGCAGAGGGGGACAGUAACAACAUAAUUAAGAACAGCAAUGCAGCAUUUUCCUCCUGCUUUGCUGAAGUGGCCCUGGGGGUCAAUCUGCCUGCAGAAACCACAUCCUUCCACCAUACAGCUACUUCUGCUCAGCCACUUUCCUUUUGCCAUUCUUCACCCCAUCAAGGCACCACAGUUCAUUUUAACAGCACAGGGUCUCUUAAAACAACAGCCAUAAGCCGUAGAACAACUGUGCAGACAACAGACCAGCAUCAGGUAACAAAAGCACCAGGCCAUCACACAACAGCCCAGGCAGGAGCAACCAGCAUACAAGUGACCACCCAGAAAUCUCCCACAUCAGCAGACAACACAACUGCAGCCGGUCAGGCUACAACCCAGGCAAUGGAAACAGUUAGACCUGCAGUGAAGAACACAACCAUAUACCCUAUGUCCUCAAUCAAGCAAGCCAGAACACAUGUGAGCACAGAAAUGACAGCAGCAACCACAAACACAACCGUAAAGCAUACAAUACCAAAUACACAAACGACAGCUGCUGCCAUAACUACUACAGCUGCCACCAUGAAAACUGUAAAGCCCACCACAGGAUCAGGAAACCAAACAACAGGGCCUAAAAGUCCAACAGCCACAGCCAUGACCAACACAACAACCAUUCGUCCAGGUACUCAAACAACCAUCCCAUCUACUAUGAUGACAGUGAGACCCACUCUUGCACCACAGCCUUCUCCCAUCCCCACUGGCGAAUACACCGUUUCCAUUGGGAACAGGACCUGCAUCAAAGCGACCAUGGGUUUGCAACUGAUGGCUCAAAAUACACAUAAGAAGCAGAUGGAGUACAUGACCGUCAACCCCAAUGCGACAGAGAUAUCUGGCAGCUGUGGGACAGUGCAGUCUGAGCUGAACAUGACUUUCAGUGGAGGGUUCAUAAAAUUCACCUUUGUAAAGCAAGCUCCAACAUACUAUGUCAGUAAAAUUGAGACCAGAUUACAGUUAUCUUCUGAAGGUAUGCUUUACUAUGCAGCCAUACAUCAGAAGCUGUUUACAACAAAGCUGGGGAACUCCUUUAAGUGUGUCAGCAAGCAAACCUUCAGCUUGGAGAAGAACUUCCAGCUACUCCUUGUUAAUAUGCAGCUGCAGGCAUUUGAUAUUGUCGGUAACACGUUUGGAAAAG